UCAAGGUCUCCAUUCUUCCACGCAAGAGAUAAGGUCUUUGUGACAUUGAGCUCGGCUUUGUCUCAGCUUCCAUGGACUUAUUUUCUUUCAUGAGUUUCCUUGUGCUUCACGUGCCGCCUUUGUCUCAUUGUACGUUUGCCUCAAGCAUAUUCACAUGGCUACUCACUUGAUAAUCGUCUAUGCACUCCCUUCCAUGCCCUCCCCUCUUCUCAGAUACUCCUUCUCGCAAAACAACAAAAAACACCAUCGCAACUAUACCCCUAAACAUCAAACCCCCACUGACAACUUCCUCAACCUUUCCAAUGGGUAAUAAAGUCGCCGUCUCCUUCGGCGUCGUCAUGGCCAUCUUCAUUGUCCUGGCUCUGACCUUCUUCUCCUUCUCCGCCUUCAGGCACUCCCGCCGCAACACUGCCGCUCAUCGUCAACACCACGACGCUCGCCUGGAUCAGUGGAUCUCUCGUGUCAAGAGAAGAACUUGGCUGCCUUCAUCCAACAAUCACGUUGAUCGUGAUGUGGAAAUGCAGGCUCCUAUCGUCCCUCCUGUUCCUCGUCGCCCUGAGAAUGUUCAUGUGCGUACGGGGCCUGCUAGGGUUUCUAGAAUGGAUAAGGUUUUUGAUCUGGCUUUGAGUAAGAAUGCUCAGAGGGUUGAGUUUUGCGACGUGCUUCUCAAUUCGCCUCCUAAAACUCAGCAUAGUGUUGUUCCUGCUGGAUUUGUUUGAAUGACCUGAAGACGGUAGGAGCGAGGGCAAGCCUGAAGACUUGCAGUCGCCUUGUAAUUUUAUGACCUGAAAAUAUGUUUUAAUUGGUAGCUGGUCUACCUCCAACGAUAAUGACAAGAUAUUCUCCCAAUGGCUUUCUAUCCCAAUGCUGCUUCUGUGAUCGUGACUGUAGUACAUGCCGUGACUUAAAGCUUUGUUCGUUACUCGACUUAAACUACUUGACAUUACGAAUCAACAGGCUUCUCUUCCCGAA
Messenger RNA from Aureobasidium subglaciale EXF-2481, 972 nucleotides. RefSeq lists its product as uncharacterized. Lineage: Eukaryota; Fungi; Ascomycota; Dothideomycetes; Dothideales; Saccotheciaceae. Bases 180 to 719 code for a protein of 179 amino acids. The transcript is spliced from 2 exons. The record is from RefSeq and is a predicted model, not a curated record.